AUGAAUAAGGAGAAUAAAAAUGCUGCUAGAGUUGAAGAGCCUAUUGUUCGAAUCACACGAGCACGGGCUAAAGCCUUUGGCAUAUCAGGGGAGGUGGCUGGCCCUUCAAAACCUGUGGUUAAACAAGGCCAGAAGCGAGCUCUUCGAGCAAAUUCCAAAACUGGGGUGUCAGAUGAGAACAAAGCUUCUGUAGUUUCCACCAUCGGCUUGCAGCAUAAAAGAAGGGCAGUGCUUAAAGAUGUUUCGAAUUCAAAUGUGGACUGGAUUGAUGCAUCUCAAGUUCAGGCUGCAAAGCAGGCCAGAAGAGGGCCCGGAAAGAAUGUGAAGGUAGCCUCGAAUUCAAGUGUUUCUGAAGAUUUUCCAAUUGCUCAAGAUGACAUAAAGACUAUGUUAGCUGAAGAAUUAUCCAAAAUAAGGGUGGCAGAGCCACAAGAGAAGUUAGAAGUGAAAGAAGAGCCAGUAACCCUGAGCAUGCGUCAUGCCUUGAGACAACAUGGAGGAGCAGAUGUAAUGCUUACAGUACAGCAUUCCAUUAAAUCUGCUGAACUUCAGAUGCCUCAAAAGAAAGAAGAAAAUGUGAUUGGCGAGAGAUUGGGAUCCUCAAACGACUUGCACAUUGUAGACAUUGAUGCAAACUUAAAAGAUCCUCUAGCAUGCAGCUUGUAUGCCCCUGAUAUAUACAGUAAUAUACAGCUUACAGAGAUAGAGCGAAGACCAUCAUCUAAUUAUAUGGAAAGCUUGCAGCAAGAUAUCUCUUCUAGCAUGCGAGGAGUAUUGAUUGAUUGGCUUGUGGAGGUUUCUGAAGAAUAUAAGCUGGUUCCUGAUACACUUUACCUGACAGUGAAUCUCAUCGAUCGGUUCCUCUCACAUAACUUGGUUCCAAAACAAAGGCUCCAGCUGCUUGGAGUCACUUGCAUGUUAAUUGCCUCGAAGUAUGAAGAAAUUGUUGCACCACGAGUAGAAGAAUUUUGUCUCAUCACAGACAAUACUUACUCAAGAGAAGAGGUAUUAGACAUGGAAAGUGAAGUACUAAAUUUCUUGCACUUCCAGUUAUCUGUUCCAACCACAAAAACAUUUCUUAGGAGGUUUGUUCAAGCGGCACAGGCUUCUUAUAAGGCUCCUUGUGUUGAACUAGAGUUCUUGGCAAAUUAUUUAGCAGAGUUAACUAUUGUUGAAUAUGGCUUCUUGAAGUUCCUACCUUCCGUCAUAGCUGCCUCUGCUGUGUUCCUUGCCAGAUGGACACUCAAUCAAUCAGACCAUCCAUGGACCCCAACUUUAGAACACUAUACCUCUUACAAAACAUCACAGCUCCAAACUUCAGUUAUUGCACUUGAAGAUUUGCAAUUGAACACCAAAGGCUGUUGCCUGAAUGCUAUACGCGAGAAGUAUAGACACCAGAAGGUAUGA
This is a messenger RNA of Fragaria vesca subsp. vesca, 1407 nucleotides long. Its product is annotated as cyclin-A2-2-like. Gene Ontology annotation, cellular component: cyclin-dependent protein kinase holoenzyme complex; nucleus; cytoplasm. Lineage: Eukaryota; Viridiplantae; Streptophyta; Magnoliopsida; Rosales; Rosaceae. The transcript has 10 exons. Bases 1 to 1407 code for a protein of 468 amino acids. The record is from RefSeq and is a predicted model, not a curated record. Gene Ontology annotation, molecular function: cyclin-dependent protein serine/threonine kinase regulator activity. Gene Ontology annotation, biological process: regulation of cyclin-dependent protein serine/threonine kinase activity; mitotic cell cycle phase transition.